Molecule: messenger RNA, 2393 nt
Organism: Microplitis mediator
Lineage: Eukaryota; Metazoa; Arthropoda; Insecta; Hymenoptera; Braconidae
Exons: 6
Coding region: 156-1727 (523 amino acids)
Biological process (GO): RNA polymerase II preinitiation complex assembly; transcription initiation at RNA polymerase II promoter
Cellular component (GO): SLIK (SAGA-like) complex; SAGA complex; transcription factor TFIID complex
Molecular function (GO): protein heterodimerization activity; transcription coactivator activity; RNA polymerase II general transcription initiation factor activity
Source: RefSeq, a predicted model, not a curated record
AACUGCAUAUAUAGUAUGUGACAUUUCUCAUGAUCACGAUCAUCUAAACGUUGAAAUAAAAAUAUAAUUGUUUAUAAUAAUGAAGUAAUUAUUUAAAUAAUUCCGUGAGUGUUUAAAUGUUGUUAUGUUGAGUUAAAAUAAUUUAUUUAAUAAUAAUGAAAGAAAUAGUUCAUCAAACUAACCUGUCAUCGUCAACAAAUCACAACUAUGCGUCGAAAAACAAUAAUAGUUCGUCAACAACAACCACGAGUACGAGCAAUAACAGCACGAGUAUCACCAACGGUAAUAACCAGCGUAGAUACGCAGUACUGAGCACUGACUGGAUAUCCGCGAUCGGCGAGGAGCUGGGCCUUCACCCUCUUCCUGACUCGUUAUCAAAGAAACUCGCCGAGGAUGCUUCCUACCGCUUGCGAGAAAUUUUACACAAAUGUGUGACGAGACUGAGCCACAGCUGCAGGAAAAAACUCCUUUCCUCUGAUGUCAACUCUGUCAUCACGACUCUCUGUGAUGCUGACCCAGUAUACGGGUCGCCAGACCCAAUGCCAUCCUACCACACAGAAGCCCAAGUGUUUGUACCACAUGAAGAAGUCGUUGAUGUGGCCAGCGUUGCUUUGGAACCGGUUAAUUUGUCGCAAGCCAGCGAACCUCUCUGUGAUGAAGACGAACUUAUGGAGGAUAAAAAUACCGAGUUUCGUCAUGCUUACGCUAAACGCGCCUUAAAAAUUCUAUUUAAUGGAUCCAAAAAAACAUUUCAGGUUUUACUGAACGACUGUACAAAUAAUAGUCAUUUUGACGGGGAAGGGAUAUUAAAUAUUUUAGUUUCGAUAGCGAGGUCAACUGUGAUUUCAAAUAACGCUCAGUACACACGUGUUACAACACGUGCGUGUCAACUCAUUAUUGCAAUCACAUCAAACACUGGAACUGGAUACCCGUACCACAUAAAUUCGGUGGAAAAGUUGACAGAAUUAUUACUAGAACUGUUACUGGGGCAAAGUUUCAUAGAUUCAAACGUAGAAACAUUAUUCAAGACUUGUGCGUUGAAGCUGAUGCUCAGGUGGCCAGCAACUGCCGACAAAUUUCUACCGAUGCUAGAAAACGUUCUGUCGCAAGACGACAAACCCGGCAGUACAAUGAACAAGAAAAAAAUAACUGCUCUGGAGCUGCUGGUGGGGAUCCAGCCUCUGGUAUUUUUUCAGCCGUCAGACCCUCUGAUGUCGUUGGGAAAUCUUCUGAACGAGGCGCCUUCGGGUUCGAGACUGUGGCACCAAGUCGCGCUUUCAGUUAACGCUCUAGUGAGAUCGAAUAAUAAAUUACCAGACCUUAAAUUAUUAAGUGAACAUUAUGGCGACUCAUUGUUGCCUUACUUGGGACCAAUAGACAAUGAAGAAAGUAAAGAAAUUUUGCCACGGUUACUUCCUAUCAUUGUAAGAAGUAAAAUACGGUACGCCAAAGUACGUCCCAGUUCGAAAUCACCUGGUGAUAGACUCAAUACAUUUCCUGAUUCUGUUUUACGUGGACCUCGACGGGAAAUAAGGUUCGCAUUCGCUGGCGGCAGACCAGUAGCUCCAAAUAAUUUACGCCGAGUAAGUUUACGGGCGAAUUAUCAAAUUUUACGUGGCGAUAAUCGUGCAAUGACUGCCAGUGUUGCCUGUCGUCGUCUGUUGAUCCUCCGGGAUAAACAGAAUAAAAUAAAAACAACUUACAAUUUAGCUGCUAUUCAAAUUUAAAUUAAUUUAACAACUAAUAUUAUUUAAUCAAAAUAAUUUGAUACCUGAUUCAAUUGUAUAUAUAACUUAAAUGUAAAUUAAACCCGUGUUUUGUUUUGUAAAUUACUCGUAGUAAUUUAAAGUACCAGUUACCACUCGAGAUUAUUUAAAUAAUUAAAACAAAGUGUCAAAGUAUGCAUUCAUAUUUAUACAACAUUGCAAAAGUAUAUUUUAGUUUACAAAACAUCAGUAAGAAAAUUUAUCAAACGUCCAAUCGUAUGUUUGAUUCAAAAAUAAAAAACUGAUUAAAUGUACUUAUAAAAUUUACACAGCAAUUGUAUAAAAAUUUUAAUGAUUAAUUCAUUAAUUAGUUAAUUAAUCAUUAGCGUCAUCGUCAAGCAAAUUAUCAUAAAAUUCGCUCGCCCAUCGACUUCAGGAAUUUUUCCGAGUCAGCGAUAACUUUUUCAAGUCGUUCCUUCGUCGCUGAAGUCUGACGUUGCUCCAAUUUACGUUUCGCUGACUCGAUUGCCGAGCGGUAGCCCGGAAUGUUGCGAAUUAUUCGAAUGAAACGAUCAACAGCCACCAGGAGAUACUCUCCGGACGCGUCGAAUGUUAGGCAUGACACGAAACCUUUGUUGUAAAAAAAUUAAUUAAUUAAUUAAAUAAAAUAAUAAUAAUUAUUUAAAA